ACCAGUGAGGGAAAAAACAAGCGAGAGACAUUUGCUCUGUUUCUCACUUUCACCUCCAAAUCUUUUGGCCAUGGCGGCGGCAGCAGAUGCAGCAGUUUUCACCUCGACCCGUACAUUCCUCUCUUCUCAAAAUCAGUCUCGCUCCCCAUGUAUCCCGUCACGGACGAUUAUCAAUUUACGUCAAAAUCCCGCGAUGCCCAUUACCUGUCCGAUGAAAAGCCCCUUCAAACACAUCUCUACGCAUUCGUCUCCAAAAUCUCCUAUUAUCCCUCUCUCCGCCACCACUGCGAGUUCUUCCAGCACAUCUCCUACAACCACCACUAAUUUCCACGGUCUCUGCGACGUCGUGGGCGACAGCAUCGACACCGACCAAAUCAUCCCGGCCGAAUACCUCACCCUCGUCCCCUCCAACCCUGAUGAAUACCGCAAGCUCGGCUCUUACGCCAUGAUCGGCCUUCCCUCUACUUACCCAGUUCGCUUCGUGGAGCCAGGGGAGUUCCACUCUAAGUACUCGAUUAUUAUUGCCGGCGACAAUUUCGGAUGUGGGUCAUCACGGGAGCACGCCCCUGUUGCGCUUGGGGCUUCUGGUGUUAAGUCUGUUGUGGCAGAGUCAUAUGCGAGGAUAUUCUUUAGGAAUUCGGUUGCUACAGGGGAGGUUUAUCCAUUGGAAUCAGAGGUUAGGUUGUGUGAGGAAUGCUCAACUGGGGAUGUUGUCACUGUUGAACUUGCUGAGGGCCGGUUAAUUAAUCACACGACUGGGAAGGAGUACAAGUUGAAGCCUAUUGGAGAUGCUGGACCUGUUAUUGAAGCUGGAGGGAUUUUUGCGUAUGCAAGGAAGGCUGAGAUGAUCCCAUCGUUGUAGAUUUCGACCUGAAAUUUGGGUUUGGAAUUACAAGACUCUCAGAUUCAUGAAUGUAUAAGCAUUGAUGGUGGAUUAAGUCGUUUUCUUUCAAAACCCUUGGAUUGAGAACCUCUCCUCACCUUGAUAUUCGUAGUGGAGUUGCUUUCUUUUUAUGGAAAAGUAAUAAAAGAGUGUUCAGCUUGGGUAAUGCUAUGCUUUGUUCUUCCAGUUCAUGGAUUUUCCAGUUCUAAAUGUUUUGAUCUUAUGUUUUGAACGAUGAGAUGUAUUUGUUGCACUUGAUUUAACUUUGAGUGGUAAUAAAAUAUGAGGUUUCUAUAGAACAGGCUUGAUUUUUCGGAUACUA
This is a messenger RNA of Telopea speciosissima, 1205 nucleotides long. RefSeq names its product 3-isopropylmalate dehydratase small subunit 1-like. The record is from RefSeq and is a predicted model, not a curated record. NCBI's taxonomy places the organism in Eukaryota, Viridiplantae, Streptophyta, Magnoliopsida, Proteales, Proteaceae. Gene Ontology annotation, molecular function: hydro-lyase activity.